AUGCGCUCGACAGACCGACGCUCCCAUAUGUCCAUUCACCUCCCAUCAUCAUGGCUGGGCUACUUGCUUGCCAUAUCGCUAUGGCUUACCUGCACCCUGGGCAUGCUGGAAAGCCAGAUUAAAGAGCUUCGCUCGACACUCACAACUACAUAUUCCAGAAAAGAAACGGAACAUAUGUUUUUUCACGGGUUUGAGAAUUACAUGAAAUAUGCCUUCCCCGAAGACGAACUACGACCGGUGUCCUGCCAGCCGUUGACACGGGAUCGAAAGAACCCAGCGCAUAUUGAGCUCAAUGACGUCCUAGGGAAUUAUUCCUUAACGCUUGUCGACAGCUUAUCCACCCUCGCGAUCCUAUCAUAUCCAAACUCGACAGAUCUGAACGGCCGCAAGGCGUGGAGAUAUUUUCAGAAUGGAGUGAGAGAUUUAGUGGAAUUAUACGGGGAUGGGUCGGAUGGUCCUAAUGGAAUUGGGUCCCGAAGCAAAGGAUUUGAGGUUGAUAGCAAGGUGCAGGUGUUUGAAAGUGUGAUUCGAGGUCUAGGUGGGCUCCUCAGCGCCCAUCUCUUUGCUGUGGGGGAGCUCCCAAUACGUGGCUAUGAGCCUCCACUGGAGGAGAAGGAGUUUGCAAAACUGUGGAAUAAACCACUGGGUAGUGAGGGCGGAAUUGAAUGGGAGAAUGGGUUCGUGUAUGAUGGACAGUUGCUUAGACUUGCCAGGGAUCUAGGAACGCGCCUCCUUCCUGCCUUCUAUACUCCCACCGGAAUUCCGUAUCCUCGGGUCAACCUACGAAAUGGGGUCCCUUUUCAUCCUAACUCCCCGCUCAACUCUAGAAUAUGGACUGGAUACGACAACAAUGAAGAUUAUGAUGAAGAUGGUCCUGUUGAAAUUACAGAAAACUGCAGCGCUGGCGCUGGAAGCCUAGUUUUGGAGUUUGCUGUACUCAGCCGAUUGACAGGCGAUGGCAGAUAUGAAGAAUUCGCUAAACGGGCAUUUUGGAGCGUAUGGGAUAGAAGGAGUGAGCUGGGGCUCAUUGGAGCAGGGAUUAAUGCUGAGACCGGAGAAUGGACUCAAACUUAUACCGGGGUGAGGUUCUCUUAA
Molecule: messenger RNA, 1095 nt
Organism: Trichophyton benhamiae CBS 112371
Lineage: Eukaryota; Fungi; Ascomycota; Eurotiomycetes; Onygenales; Arthrodermataceae
Exons: 3
Coding region: 1-1095 (364 amino acids)
Biological process (GO): mannose trimming involved in glycoprotein ERAD pathway; endoplasmic reticulum mannose trimming; carbohydrate metabolic process
Cellular component (GO): endoplasmic reticulum; membrane
Molecular function (GO): calcium ion binding; mannosyl-oligosaccharide 1,2-alpha-mannosidase activity
Source: RefSeq, a predicted model, not a curated record